CCUCGGGCCCUUCCCCCACUGCUCAAUCCCCGGACUUGCGUGAUCGCGGCUGCCGGGCACCGUGAGCGGCCUCGGCGUGCACAACGUCCCGGGGUGCCGGAAGACAAAGGCAGCGAGGGGCGGCUCCGGGGAGGCCAGGGUCCUAAGGAAGCAGUGAUUAAAGCACAGGGAUUUCACGCUGCCUCUGAGACUGCGGGGUCGUACUCUAGACAUAUGGGGACGGAUCAAGAUGAGAGCGGAUACCAGACACAGUUCAAUGCUGCCGUGUCAGUUAUUCAGAGCUUGCCCAAAAGUGGCUCAUAUCGCCCUUCCUAUGAAGAGAUGCUUCUCUUUUACAGCUACUACAAGCAAGCCACGGUUGGACCUUGCAAUAUCGCCCGUCCUGGUUUCUGGGAUCCCAUUGGAAGAUAUAAAUGGGAUGCCUGGAACAAGCUGGGUCAGAUGAGCCAGGAUGAUGCCAUGUGUGCUUAUAUCAGAGAAAUGAAGAAAGUAGCCCAAAAGAUUAUCAACACAAUCCCUUUGGAAGACACAACACCUGAGAUGUUUGAGCCUUUCCGUCCCCUGUAUGAAGUCAUUCCAGAUAUGCCCCGCCCUCCAGAUUCCUUUUUCAAGAAUACCACUGGUGAGUUGGCCGCCUUAAAGCAAUCUACACAUUCUUGUUGCAAUCCAGCUGUGAUAGUCAGAUAA
Staurois parvus is the source of this 687-nucleotide messenger RNA. The record is from the annotation of a GenBank genome assembly. Lineage: Eukaryota; Metazoa; Chordata; Amphibia; Anura; Ranidae.